AUGAUUGAUUUUGAUGACCAAGAGCGGAAGAUGCUUCGAACAUAUUUUGAUGCUCUUGACGAUGACGGUUCCGGAUCUAUAGAUGUCACUGAACUCGAGGAGGUUAUGGUGGCCCUAGGACUGGCGGAAAAGUCCUCAGAUGUGGAGAAAAUGGUUGCUAAUGUUGACGAAGAUGGUUCUGGGGAAAUCGAAUUUCACGAGUUCCUUAGGAUAGUGUUCAAAUCUUUGAUUCGUGGCGACCUCGGCGACACCGAAAACAUUGGCUUCAAGCUCCUCACGUCUGCGUAUCGACGGAAGAGAAUUAUGGAUGCAAUGAUGGGGAAGAAGGAGUCGGCUCAGCAGUUCAACAACAUACGUCUUAUAACUCGGCUUUCUCUGAUGAACGGCCGCAAGUUAGCCGCAGCUCACUCGAUUUCUCGAGAAUCGCUUUCGUGA
Perkinsus marinus ATCC 50983 is the source of this 435-nucleotide messenger RNA. Its product is annotated as troponin C, skeletal muscle, putative. The transcript is spliced from 4 exons. NCBI's taxonomy places the organism in Eukaryota, Perkinsozoa, Perkinsida, Perkinsidae. The record is from RefSeq and is a predicted model, not a curated record. Gene Ontology annotation, molecular function: calcium ion binding. The coding region runs from base 1 to 435 and encodes 144 amino acids.